CCUCGUUACAGCCAGAGAUUACAGAGUGCGCGGGGAGAAUCAUCCAGCACAUCUCGAAGUGGCCGACUGGUACUUUUUUAACGCUCACAAUAACACAUGUGCGCAGAAGRAAGCAUUUUCUGGAUUUUGAUCUGAAGGGAAGAACAACAUAUUAUUUGUUGGAAUACUACUUUUCAACGUUAUUCUCGCUGUGAAAUUAAAGACUGAUCUGCGUUUUAUUUUUGGCAUUUCGUUGUCCUCGUGCUCAAUUGGACAUCAUUUUCAGAACCUGAAUUUGGAGUUUAUUUUUGGGGACGAGUAAUAAUGUUACUGUCCAAAUUUGGCUCAUUUUCACAUAUUUGCAGCACGUCCAACAUGGAUUUGCCAGUGAAAAUACAGCUUCAGCAAGUGAAGGUGGAGAAGGAGCCAUUCGAUAAAAUAUACCAAGUGGGAUCUGUACUAGGAAGCGGGGGAUUCGGUACGGUCUACGCCGGUAGUAGGAUUUCAGACUGUUUGCCGGUUGCUGUAAAACAUGUAGCUAAAGAGAGAGUUACGGAAUGGGGUACCCUUAAUGGUUCAUUGGUGCCUCUGGAGAUUCUGCUCUUGAAAAAGGUGGGAACCACUUUCCGAGGCGUUAUAAAGCUGAUUGAUUGGUACGAGCGACCCGAUGGCUGGUUAAUAAUCAUGGAACGACCGGAGACUGUCAAGGAUUUGUUUGACUAUAUAACCGAGAAAGGGGCUUUGGAGGAAGACACAGCGCGUGGAUUUUUCCGUCAGGUCUUGGAAGCGGUACGACAUUGCUACAAUUGUGGAGUGGUCCAUAGGGACAUCAAAGAUGAGAACCUGCUCGUGGAUCUACGUAGCGGAGAACUCAAGCUCAUUGACUUUGGUUCGGGGGCGAUUCUCAAGGACACCGUUUAUACAGACUUUGACGGCACGAGGGUAUACAGUCCGCCAGAGUGGAUCCGAUUCCAUAGGUAUCACGGUCGGUCUGCAACGGUCUGGUCACUUGGCGUGCUGCUGUAUGACAUGGUGUGUGGCGACAUACCCUUUGAACAAGACGAGGAGAUCCUCGGGGGAUGCCUGUUCUUCAGGAGGAAAGUAUCUACUGAGUGUCAGCAACUGAUCAAGUUGUGCCUCUGCCUCAGGCCCUCUGACAGACCCACACUGGAGCAGAUCUUUGACCACCAGUGGAUGCGUGUCCCAAUCGACGACUCAAAAACAGAGGGUUGUGACAUCACCCUGCAUGCAAUUAUCCCUGACUCCUCAUCAAGCACAAACUCAAGCAAAGAGAGCCUCUGAUUGGGCAACCUUGUUGUGUGAAGGGGACAUUUUUGCAGACUUGUGGGUCCUCAGUCUCGAAUAGAGCGAGUUAACAGGACUUUUCGUUGGCAACUAUAAUUUAAGGUUUUCCCUCUAACUCUGUCAUUGUUGUUUUGAGGAAAUGUUUCCUCACCUGGGAACUUGUCACUUGGGUGGUUUGACCAGCAUUCUUUUAUUUCAAGAUUUAAUUUUAGCUGGUUCAUGUUCUGUAACCCCCUUAUAUCAGAUCUCCUGGCUGCUCUUAUAGAGUAUGAACUCUGUUUUUGUAUUUUCGUUGAUUUGGAGUGCCUUUAUUUUUUUGCUGCUUUGGUGUGGCUGUAGUCAUAUGAAUCUUGUGUUGGGUUCUCUGUUGCUUGAGAAAUACCUAACCAGAGUAACCCCGUCUUGCUAAGAGCCAAUCCCAUGACAGGACCAUGUGACGCAGGAUCCCGCCCACCGACAUGGUGGAAUACUUGAAACGCACACUCAUCCACAACACAAACUUUCUGCUGCUCUUUCACUGUAAAUGCCUGCACAGCUGUGUGGAAAUGGGGUUUAUUAUCUGUUUCUCUGAAUGUGUACUGAAAGCAUCAAAACCUCUCUCAAUGGCUUCGUAGGGUUUCAUACACUUGCGUUUCUGUACCCCAUCUCUGCUGACACUACACAGCACCGGGCUUGGCUGGGACCUGUGUGUGAAAUGCACAAUCAAUGCAAUAUUCAUCGACUUUCUUUUCUUCUUACUAUUAGUAUGUAUAUUUAUGUACAUUCUCCCAUGUAAAAUUAUUUAUUUGUACUAGACAUUCCACACUGUGGCUAUUUAUUUAUUUUAUCAAUUCAUGGAAAUCCCAGAAAUAAAAUUCUACAUGGCCUU
Salvelinus sp. IW2-2015 is the source of this 2152-nucleotide messenger RNA. RefSeq names its product Pim-3 proto-oncogene, serine/threonine kinase (gene pim3). Gene Ontology annotation, biological process: regulation of mitotic cell cycle; protein autophosphorylation; negative regulation of apoptotic process. Gene Ontology annotation, molecular function: protein serine/threonine kinase activity; ATP binding. Gene Ontology annotation, cellular component: cytoplasm. The record is from RefSeq and is a predicted model, not a curated record. Lineage: Eukaryota; Metazoa; Chordata; Actinopteri; Salmoniformes; Salmonidae.